AUGGCCUCGACACUGCCACCGGAGAAGAAGCAGAAGGCCACCAAGGCGACAACGGGAGCAGCGUCCCAACGGAAAGGUGACGGUGGUGGCAGCGGUGCGCACGUGCGCGAGGACCCCCACCACACAUGGAACCAGCAACUCAUGGAGGCCUGCCUCGCCUGCGAUGCGGCGGCGGUGCGGAAACUGAUCGAGCGCGGCGCCGACCCAGUCAACGCGCGCGAAGUGCCGCCCCUGAGCUACUACACGGGCCCCAUCAUUCAGCAGUUGCAGCUCCAGCAGCAAACCUCAUCCCAGGCCCGGUCGCACUCGGAACCGCUAAUCAUUGAUCAGCUGCGUGCGGAUCAACCACCGCGACAGCAGAGCCCGUUGAGCGGCUCGUCGUCGCCGCCUGCUGCCGCGGCAGCGGUCCCCGACAGUCUCCCUCCAUUGGCCGCGAUGCUGCUCUCCGGCCUUAACACGCCAGACGCGCUAGAGGUGAUGAAGGUGCUCAUUCAACACGGCGCGAGCGUCAACGAUGCCUUCUCGUUUUCUACAGCCCCCCUCACUGCUGCGCGGCCUGGCACGGACGUGAGCGAAAACGAGAGCGGCGGCAGCACCGCCUACGGGGCGUCGGCGAACGACAGCGGUGGACACCGCAAGAACACACGCGUCUCCAGCUCGGAUCCGAAAGGUAAGCAGUCCAUUGGCAAGAGGAAGGCGUCGGCCAUCGGGACAGCCCUUACGGCGGCGGCCGGUGGGUGUGCGCUCGUCGGCGCCGCUGUGAACCCGCCCGAGGCACCAAGGCAGGAGGAGAGCACCAUCGUUGGCUCCGUCUUGCACUACGUUGUUGCCCACGGAGACCACGCGCAACUUCUACGCCUGCUGCUCCUCGCAGCCACCGCCGUCCGCUCCGCCGCCGACGCACCGUCCGUUUCACCGUCGCUACCGCUGCCGCUGCAGCAACAGCUGGCGACGGGCGAGCCCGACGCUGAGGAUUCCACGGCGUUCUUGCCACACCUCUUUCCUGUUCCGCUUCCCUGCACCCUCUUGCCUGCCGUCGAGGCGGAGACGAUCGUUGGUGUCAUGCGGUGGCAGCACCAGCAGCGUCUCGGUGGCGCAGCAGACGCCGCCGGACCGAAUGGUUUGCCACCACCGACCGCCGCUCCGCGUGUGUCACAGUCGCGCAAGAGCCACACCGUGAGCAACGCCGCUGCAACCGCCCGCUUUUACGGCUCCGCGGCGGCAGCGCAGUCGACCACAGCAGUCCUUCCGGCACAGGAGGCGAGACCCGUGAGCGCCACCAGCCUCGUGUCGCCGUCUGCGGCGGAGGCUGUGCUGGCCGCACUCCAGCAAGUCCUGCGGCAGCGCCAGACGAGCACCGGCGGCUACCACGGCUUGCCAAUCCUCACGAGCGUGUACCCGCAACAGCAGCAGAAAGAAAACGACGCCGAGCUCGGCAGCGGAGCAGCCACGGGCAGCACCGCGGCACCGGUCGUCGUUGCCGCUGCUGCUCCAUGCAACUGGUGGAGUCUGGCCGACCUGUGCGAUGUCACUGAUGCAGUCGUUACUGACGACCUGCACCAGCGCACACGGCUCGACUUUGAUCUUCUCGACACGUGUGGCCGCUCCGCCGCGACGCUCGCACUCGAGUGCGGCGACGCGCUCUCCGUGCGGCUCCUCUCGUUCUACGGUGCGCGCGUGGCCUUUGCUGGGCAAGUGAACGCAUCGCACACCCGCCUAGCGCGCGCCUGCACCCACGGCGACGUCGCCCGCGUCGAGGCGCUGCUCCGCCAAGGCGACUCGAUCACGCAGAUCUCCGCGGACGGCCGCUACACGCUUGUGCACUACGCCGCCGCGCAACCAAGCGUCCUGCGGACGUUGGUGGAGCAUGGGCUGUCGAUGGAGUUCGAAAACGCCUUUGGGGAGUCGGCGCUGACGUCGCUGCUGCGGCACGGCACGGCACGGAACGACCCGCGGUACGUGCAGACCCUGCUGACCAUCGCCGCCGCCGUGCGCAGUGCUUCGACGGAUGGGGCGACGAACACGGCCACGGCGAACCUCGUGAACAGCAUCGGCAGCACCAUCUCCGCCAACGCCGUCCGCUUCGCGCAGCUGUCGACGGCGGUGCAGCGCAACAUGAUUCUGUGCCCGCCGACGCCAAUCACGACGCUCAUGAACGCAGGCGGCGCAGCGUCGGGCUCGGCGGCAGCGCAUCUCCGUCUUUUAAGCAAUAACGUGAGCCACGGCACCGUUGCACAAGUAACGGCCAGCAAGAGCAGCGGCGGCAACGCGUCGCGCCCCUUAGCCCGUCAGCCCUUCUUGGGGGGUUGCGAGGUCGGCACGUGGUGGUCAUUCUUGCCGCCGACAGCGGCGACGGCCGACGUGCUGGACUCGCUGCUGCAUGCGGGCGCAUUAAUGCAGGGUUUUGUGCCGGACGAGGAGCUGGACUUGCCCUACGUGCUCUUCUCGGAGCGGCAGACGUCCAUCAGCGCGUGUGGCGGUGGCGCCCGCGGGUUCGCGUCGGCGGCCGACGAAGACGACGAGGCCGAGGAUGACGACAUCAGCGACGGCGGCGUGGAGGAAGGCGGCAACGCUGAUGGCGAGGACGACUACGGGUACGACGACGAUGACGGCAGCGUAGCCGACGCCGGCGGCUACAAGGCGAUCCGCACGCCCCUCUCCGCCACGGAGCGACAUGAUCGUGGCAGGAGGCGGCAGAAGCGGUUUGACGCGCUGCCGGCACGACUGCCGAUGCGUCUCACCCCCCUCCACCACGCCAUCUUCGACUACCACCCCGAGCUGAUUCGCCGCCUCCUGGUCGACUACCGCGUCGACCCCAUGCACCGCGACUCGCAAGGCGCGACAGCGGUACACUAUGCCGCCCUAUGCACGCACGCGCAGUCGGUGCUGGAGCUGCUGCUCUCACCACAGGCUUUGGCGCCGAACACCAUCGGCAACAGCAAGAGCCGCCUGAGCAGCAACCCCGGUCCUGACGUGAUCACCGGUGCCGCAUCGGCAGUCGUCGGCGCAUCGUUCGCUGCCGCGGGGUCUUCGGACGUCCGCAUCGAUCUCAACGCCAUCGACAUGGCGGGCCGCACUCCGCUCUUCUACGCCGCCUACGUCGGCAACGCGACCGCAGUGCAACGCCUCAUCCGCUUCGGGGGCGCGACGCUGCUUUGCGGUAAGGCAGAUAAGGAUGGAUACACACCGCUGCACGUAGCGGUUCAGCAGCGGCACGCCGACAUCGUGGAGCUGCUCAUCCGCCACUCGAACCAGUUAAUGAGCAGCGCUGCGGGAGUAGGGCGCGGGCAGCCGGUGGACAUCCUCGUGGAGCUGCUCGCCAGCACCAGCAGCGGGGGUGGUUCGGCAGGACGCUCCUCGCGCGGCGGAACGCGUCUCAGUGCAAACCGCCGCAGCAGCAGCGUCUUGGCACCGGGGAGCGGCCACCACAGUCAGAGCGGCUCCCACAGCGCGGGCGAGCCGUCGUUGGCGAGUUUCACGGGUAUCGCGAACCCGGAGCUGCUUGUUAACGUGGAGGCGGUAGAGGGCGUGACGCACAUGACGGCGCUAGAGAUGGCGAUCAAGGCGCAGCAGCAACCGCCGCAGUCGACCUUUUCCUCGGCAUCUCUUUCGGAAGCGCAGGAGCUGCAGAAGGGGCGGCUCCUGCGCAUUGUCUCGGUGCUGCUCUCCGAGGCGCAGGCCAGCCCGCUCCGGCCGAGCGGGCUGGCCAACGGCGGUGCGCUGCUGCACCGCGCCGUCGCCGAUGGCGAAGUAGAGAUGACAGAGCUGCUCUUGUCGCAGUACACGGAUCCGAACGAGGUCGACGACGUGAAUGAGACGCCCCUCUUUCUUGCGCUUCGGCUCGCCGCGCCUGCGUCUGCGCCCCAGGCGAGCUCAGCAGAGCAGAAGCAGCAGCACCGCCUCCGUCGCACCUCGCUUAUUCGGGUUCUCCUGCAGUACGGCGCCACGCCCUACGCGCAGAGUAGCGUUCAUCUGCAGACACCCAUGCAUCUCGCGGCGAGCAGCCUGGCCGACGACGACGAGAUUGUCCAGCUCCUCUUCUACUCGACUCCCGACGCCGGCGGCAGCUACGGUGCAGUGCGCCGGCGGCGGCAGGAGCAACAGAGGCACCAACAAGCACCGUCCUACGCUGCGGACGUGAUGGACGGAGACGCGCCAGGAGUCAACUAUCCCCUUGGCGGCAGCACGGGAGGCAGCAGUAGUGCCAGGGGGCGCCACAGCAGCAGCGGCGGCGGGCCCACAGCAGGACGCAAGAACUUUGAGCGCCGCGUACGCGAGCGACGCGCACAGCAGCAGCAACGCCGCUCCUCGCCAUCCUCUUCAUUGCCAGGCAGGUCCGCGAGCACAUCCCCGGGUCCUCGCCGCAAGCCGUGGAGAGCCGCCGCCGCCGCCUUGUCCGAGAGUGAUCGCGGCUCGAGCGUCGCUGACGUUGAUGGCCCCGCCGACGAUCAAGCGUUGCUGGGGAACAGCAGCUUUGGCUAUCGCGAAGCCCGCAACCGCAGCGUUGCCAGCGGAGAGCAGGCGGGGGCAGACCAGAGCCUGACGCACACGGGGGAAGAGCUCGUGCCUGACAGUCGCGCCGGCGGCGACGCCGAUGAGGACGUGCUGCAGGACGAACAUCAACAGUUCCUGGAGCGACUGGCGCAGUGGCAAUGCGCGGACCACUUGCUGGAGCCGGAGAAGUGCUGGAUGCUGACGGAUGCGCAGGGGCAGACGCCACUGCACGUUCUCUGCAGUCGCUCCUCACCUGCCCUCCAGCGUAUGCCGGCUGUGCUGAAGCUUCUCGAAGACCUGCAAGCCGUGACACGCACCAACUCAGCUAUCGCUGCGGUGGCGGCCGGUGUCUUCGACGGCACGCGUGACGACGAUCAUGUUCUCUCGUUGUGCUGGCACCUUUCCGACGCGCAGGGCCGCACGCCGUUGCACGCGGCGGCGCAGAGCGGCUUCGUAGAGGCAAUGGAGCACAUUCUAAAGCAGGCGCCUCAAAGUGCUCUUGCUGUGGACAUGCAGGGCCGCACGCCGCUGCACGCGUGUGUGUUGAUGGCCGCCUCGCCAACCGCCGCCACAGCCGUCACUGCACACGCACAGGGCGACGACGACGACGACAAGGUGGAGCGGGCGACGCGGCUGCGACGCAUGCUGUCGCUGCUGCGUAGCGCCGUCGCCGCCGCCGCCGGCAACGGGGCGGCCGGGACGGCAAACCUUUCGCUGCAGUUGCAGCUCCAAGGGACACCAUUGCGUCGGGCCGCUGGCGACGUCCUGCCGUCACGCUCGAUGAAGACGAUCGCGACAAUGAGCAACGCUAUCGGGAGCGCCGCAGCGCCGCACUCCUCCAUUCAGCGCUUGGUUGCUUCUCUCGUGCAGGCGUCUUCCAUAACGGCUCAGCUGCAGCGUUGGCAGCAGUCGCGCCACUGGGGAUGUCCUGCUCUCGCCAUGAAAGGCAUCGGCAGCACCGGCGCCCACAUGCGUACAGCGUGUGGUGACGGCUUGGCAGCAGCAGCAGUAGCAGCAGCACCGGCUUCGCGCGACUUGCAGCCGAGCGACGGCGUCUUGACCUCUUCAGGCGCCGCGAAUGAGUGGAAGACAUACGUGCAGCUGCCAGAUGGACAAGGCCGGACAGCGCUGCUGCUGGCGGCGGAGGUCGGCAACGUCGGCGCUGCCCGAGAGCUCCUGAGAACCAUGUAG
This is a messenger RNA of Leishmania major strain Friedlin, 5685 nucleotides long. RefSeq lists its product as hypothetical. Bases 1 to 5685 code for a protein of 1894 amino acids. Lineage: Eukaryota; Euglenozoa; Kinetoplastea; Trypanosomatida; Trypanosomatidae. Gene Ontology annotation, cellular component: ciliary inversin compartment. Gene Ontology annotation, molecular function: protein binding. Gene Ontology annotation, biological process: protein localization to ciliary inversin compartment. The record is from RefSeq and is a predicted model, not a curated record. The transcript has a single exon.